GCCCUGUACUCUUUUGGUCAAUAGCGACCUUUUGCUUGUUCAACUCGGACUCGGACCCCUGGAUGGAACCGCGUGCUUUUUAGCUACCGAACGGCGGCGAUGCGUCUUUUCUCCGGCGUCCUCGAUUCUUCGUCCGCGCUUGCCUCCGCCGUCCUGGGCUCCGUGUCCGACCGCCUCGGAUUCUCGCGCAUAGUUUUCGGUCGAGCGAGCCCUUCGAACAUGCCGGCUCUCGCUUGUUCUGCCGCUUCCUCGUCUUCUGCCGCUACCGGCGCCCAGAAACCGUGGCUCUUCGUCGGUCUGGGGAACCCCGGGCGGAUGUACAAAGGCACUCGGCAUAACGUUGGGUUUGAGAUGAUUGAUGCUAUUGCGGAAGCUGAGGGCAUAUCAGUCAGCAGUAAGCAAUUUAAGGCAAUUGUCGGAAAAGGCCUCAUUGGUGAUGUCCCUGUAAUGCUUGCCAAGCCACAGACUUUUAUGAAUGCAAGUGGUGAGUCUGUCGGACAGCUGGUUUCAUACUUCAAGAUACCACUCAAUCAAUUAGUUGUGAUCUACGAUGAUCUUGAUCUACCCUUUGCGAAAUUGCGUCUGCUACCAAAGGGGGGACAUGGUGGCCACAAUGGGAUGAGGAGUAUUGUUGACCAUUUGAAUCAGAGCCGUGAUUUUGGACGCCUAAGGAUUGGCAUUGGACGGCCACCUGAGGAGCUGGGUGCUAUCAAUUUUGUUCUGCGGUCAUUCACCAAGCAGGAAAAGGAAGAGGUUUGUACAGUUGUACUAGACUGCACUAAACCAUUUGGAUGCAUCUUGAAGUCACGUUCCAAAGGAGCUUGCAAGCUGUAAGAAUUAUGGUACGGGAAGGAUUCAACAAAAGUGCACAGUUUGUGAAUACUCCACAGCCACCAGAAAUGCUGAAUAGAUGAGAGCCCAACGACACAUAUACAAUAUUAGGUUCCAUAAUCAAAAAAUAUAAUAUUAGGUUCGUCUAGUUGCUGGCCGCCAACAUGUAUGUGCCCUAAUUGAUUAGUAGAGGUUUUCAUUUGAUCACACAUCAAGUCAUGUAAAUUGGAUUCACAUAUUGUUUUCAGAUUAUUAUGGGGAUUAUUUGGAUUUAUGUUUUGUGUUUUUUUUU
Zea mays is the source of this 1123-nucleotide messenger RNA. RefSeq names its product peptidyl-tRNA hydrolase, mitochondrial. The transcript has 8 exons. The record is from RefSeq and is a predicted model, not a curated record. Bases 100 to 834 code for a protein of 244 amino acids. Gene Ontology annotation, molecular function: peptidyl-tRNA hydrolase activity. Lineage: Eukaryota; Viridiplantae; Streptophyta; Magnoliopsida; Poales; Poaceae.